AUGGAAAACUUCAUCCUGUAUGAGGAAAUUGGAACAGGACGCAAGUCAGUGGUUUAUAAGGGCAGGAGGAAAGGGAGCAUACAUUUUGUUGCAAUUAUUUGCAGUGACAAGUCAAAAAGACCUGAAAUUACAAACCACGUAAGUAUCCAGCAUCACUUCCUAGUAUUACACACAUCCCUUUCAACUGAUUUGACUGAGUAACACUGACUGGGGAAUCCGCAGGUACGGCUAACUCACGACAUAAAACAUGAGAAUGUGGUAACCUUCUAUGAGUGGUAUGAAACCAGCAACCAUCUUUGGCUUGUAGUGGAACUGUGCACAGGUGAGAUGCUUAUUUGGUACUAUAAGAAUACAAUUGUUACCGUAUGUCAACCUUUUACCUUUACGUUUCACAAAGUAGGAAUGUGAUUUGAUAGUGUAUAAUGGUAGGAUAAUAAUAAUCAUUAAUAAUUUCUCUAUAUUUUAGGGGGUUCACUGGAGUCAGUCAUCACCCAGGAUGAGUGCCUGUCAGAAGAUGUAGUGAGGGAAUUUGCCAUUGAUCUGGUCAAAGGCUUGAGAUACAUCCAUGAUGCUGGUAUCGUGUUCUCCGACCUCACUCCCUCCAAGGUGCGGUACAGUAUAGAUGUCCUGACUCUAUAAUUUAGUGCGUACGGCCCAGUACAUCACUAGGGCCAAGCUUCCUGCCAUCCAGGACCUAUAUACUAGGCGUGUCAGAGGAAAGCCCAAAAAAUUGUCAAAGUCUCCAGUCACCCUAGUCAUAGACUGUUCUCUCUGCUACCGCACGGCAAGCGGUACCGGAGCGCCAAGUCUAGGACCAAAAGGCUCCUUAACAGCUUCUACCCCUAAGCCAUAUGACUGCUGAACAAUUAAUCAAAUGGCCACCCGGACUAUUUACAUUGACUAUUUAUUGUUAUUUUUUAUUUGAUUAAGUAAAUAUUUUCUUAACUCGUUCUUGAAUUCAUUGUUGGUUAAGUGCUUGUAAGUAAGCAUUUCACUGUAAGGUCUACAGUUGUAUUCGGCGCAUGUGACACAUAAAGUUUGAUUUAAUUUAAUUUAAAAAAUCAACAAACUCUAUAUAUCGAGGCACAUCUGACAUUUAACACACUCUAUAGAUCAAACCAACCUAACACUUUACAUCCAAUGAGCUCCUUUUAUCAACUAAGCAAUGCUGAUUAUUUCUAGCCAACAUUUAUUCUCUGUCUCAGUUUUGAUUUCAUGAAAUCAAUGUCAUUUGAUUAUGACUUUGUUUUUUUCCCCCCUAUAGAUCUUGCUGGAUGGCCCUGGCACAUUGAAGUACUCUAACUUCUGCCUGUCUAAAGCUGAGGGGGAGAAUCUGGAGGAGUUUUUCACUUUAGUCACAGCAGAGGAAACAGGUGGAGGGGAUGGCAAAGAAAACACAUCAAGAACAAGUAUCAAGAACAGAAUCCAAGGUGAUCCUUUACAGAUAAUAUCGCUAUACCAUGGCAUUAUUGAAUACUCGUAUCUGAUUUGCUUGAAGGGCAUUUUAGAGCGUGCCUAAUUUGCCUAUAACGCACGGUAUAUCCACACGGUACAAUUCAAUGGCUAUAGUUUAUUCUUACAUGUUCUAUGUUGGAGCUGCUUUUGAAAGCAAAAGUCAAAUUGAAAACAUUAUUGGCAUUGUUGAAUUCGAUUUUCAUAAUAGCAAGCUAGGACUGAUGGGUUGGUUAGCUAAACUAGAAAGUCUGUUUGUUUGGUUUCCAAGGCAACUACUGUAGCUAUCUAGUAAACCUGCUAGCUACUUCAGUGGAUGUUGAACACAUUUCUACUGGCAAAUGAACACAUUUCUACUGGCAAAUAUGUUAAAAUAUAGCCAUGGUAUAAAAGGGAUAAUCAACUUGGGGCUCUAUGCGUUCUCUGGAAAAUAAUGCAACUCCGUGGAAGGUCAGUUCCACGUUGUUCAUUAUUUUCUAUAGAAUGCAUAGCCCCUCGUUGAUUAUCCCUUACUUAUUGGAUGUUUAUCAGAAAGUUAUAUCACAUAUUCUAUUGUAACGACCCUGUGUAGCGACAUUGUUCGCAGACCACCGCGGACAAACUCACUCUCCCUGCCUGUUUCAUUACACUGGUGUCAGACGAGAAGUGAUGUCCAACUUCUGACACCAGUGGAAUGGAACAGGCAGGGAGAGUGAGCUUGUCCUCAGUGGUCGAUGAACCCUCAACCUUCUGGCCCAAAGCCACAAAAGCAUGCUCAAGUGGCAGAGUCGAUAUCCGCGCAUAAACACAGGGUCGCUAUAUAUGUAUUUACCCCCCCAAAACAAAUAUAUGGGGGAUUGGCAAUGAUGCAGACAAUUACAUUGAUGGAAACUACAAUCAAUCUGCAAUAUUAAAGCUGAUUUACCCCCCAAAAGAAACACACACAAAAAACAGGGUCGCUACAUUAUCACAUUAUGUUAUAUAUCAUAUCAUGUUAUAUCAUAUCAUGGUUUUCAAUAUAUUGCAGUAAUGGAGAUGUCUUUGUCUUUCUUCAGGGUCUCCAGUAUACUGUGCACCAGAGGUGGUCAAAGGAGGAGACCCCAGUACCAGUAGUGAUCUGUGGGCCCUGGGCUGUAUAUUCUAUGAGAUGUUUUCAGGUACUCAUCAAAUCACUUGGGCUGUGGACCAGAUCUGUUUGUCCUCUUGCCAACUCCUUUGCUCAUUGCCAUUUUCAAUUAGUGACAAGUAGUUGGCACUGUAGCACAAACAGACUGGCACUCAGGCUAUCAAACCACUUGAUUUAUUGACAUUGAUUACAGAAUAACAGUACUCAUCUCAUACAUAAAUACUUCUGUCUUGUUUUGCGGUCAUUUCUCAGGAAAACCACCAUUCUUCUCCGAGACCUUCUCUGAGUUGAUUGAGCUGAUAUUACUUGAAGAUCCUCCAUCUCCAAGGCAAAGUGGUAAAACAAUCAUUUCUAUUGCUUAAAAUAACAAAAUGUGUUUUAUUGCCAUAAAAGCAUCUUAAUUAUAGUCCAUAUUGUCUUUGUUGUUAAAGGGACUUCUUCCUGCAAGCCUACACAAGAGUUCCAAAGCCUGCUUAAAGGUUUGCUUCAGAAAGACCCUCAGAAGAGGUACGUCCGUACUCCCUGCACCAAAUCAGGUUCUUGGUUUGAAGUUUCCAUGACGGAUAAUUAAUAUUAUCCCUUUGACAUAUAACCUUUGGAAAGGGGGAUACCUAGUCAGUUGCACAACUGAAUGCCUUCAACCAAAUUGUGUUUUCCACAUUUUUUUAUUUAUUUAUUUAUUUAACCUUUAUUUAACUAGGCAAGUCAGUUAAGAACAAAUUCUUAUUUACAAUGACGGCCUACACCGGCCAAACCCGGACGACGCCCUAUGGGACUCCCAAUCACGGCCCGUUGUGAUACAGCCUGGAAUCAAACCAGGAGGUCUGUAGUGACGCCUCAAGCACUGAGAUGCAGUGCCUUAGACCGCUGUGUCACUUGGGAGCCCAUUUAACCCAACCCCUUUAAAUUAGAGAGGUGUAGGGGGCUGCCUUAAUCGACGUCAUCAGAGCCCGAGGAGCAGUUGUUGUUGGGGUUUAAUUGCCUUGCUCAAGAGCAGAACGGCAGAUUUUUCCACCUUGCUGGCUCGGUCAUUCGAACCAUCGACCUUUCGGUGACCGGCCCAACGCUCAUAGCCGCUAGGCUACCUGUGUAGGACAAGUAGGCCGACAUAAGUUUGGUCAGAAAGAGAGUGCUUUAUUAGACUUCAGCAUUGAACUGUUCUCCUCAGGAUAAACUGGACUCAGUUACUGGCCCACCCAUUCUGGAGAGGAGUGUUCUCUGAGGUCUACACCAGCAAGGAGGAAGAAGAAGAUAUCUCAUCCAGCUCCAGGUAAUGUUUAUGUUUCAUAUUACAAUCAGGGCCUUUAUUCACAAAGCGUAUCAGAGAAGGAGUUCUGAUAUAGGAUCUGUUUAGCCUUUUUAAAUCACAAUGAAUAAGAUUACGUGGACAGCAGGGACCUGGUCCUAGAUCAGUACACUUAUUCUGAGAUGCUUUGUGAAUAUUUGAGCUUUUUAUUGAUCCUCUUAAAGGGAUACUUUAGGAAUUUGGCAAUGAACUUGUGAAUACCAUUUUUAUAUCUCUGCGUGCAGUUUGAAGGAAGUUACUAGCUAGCGCUAGCGCAAUUGCUAACUAGCGUUAGCGCAAUGACUGGAAGUCUAUGGUAUCUGCUAGCAUGCUUGUUAGCAUUGGUUCGUGAAACUACCUCUAACUUCCUUCAUACUGGACGCCGAGACAUAAAAAUGGUAUCCACGAGUUCAUCUGACUCUGGGAAAGUAGAUAAUAAAGGGCCUCAUUGCCAAAAUCCCAAAGUAUCCCUUUAAAGUCUUAACCUUUGUUCUGCAGUUGUAGGAAGUGGACAAAUGUUUGUCUGCCAAUGUUAGUUUAAUGUACAUAGACGGUCAUUUAUAAACUGUUUGAGAAGCUCUGUCUCACCUGUUUCAAUGCCAAACACUGUUUUGGAAUUGCAUAUCUACCUCCCCGGCCUUUUCUCAUGACAUAACUUCUUGAGAAUGCAUGUUGGUCUGAUGUUAUCAUAAACCAUGCCUGUGUGUUCAGGAUGGAGCCUGGGACCUGUCCAAUCAGAUGGGUUGUACUGUUUUGUGUUAGUGGGAGGAAGACUGAGUGGGUGCAGUGGUCUAAGGCACUGCAUCGCAGUGCUAACUGUGCCACUAGAGAUCCUGGUUCGAAUCCAGGCUCUGUCGUAGCCGGCCGCGACCGGGAGACUCAUGGGCGGCGCACAAUUGGCCCAGCGUCGUCCAGGGUAGGGGAGGGAAUGGCCGGCAGGGAUGUAGCUCAGUUGAUAGAGCAUGGUGUUUGCAACGCCAGGGUUGUGGGUUCGAUUCCCAGUAUAAAAAAAAAGAAAAAGAUAUGUAUUCACUAACUGUAAGUCGCUCUGGAUAAGAGCGUCUGCUAAAUGACUAAAAUGUAAUGUAAAUGUAAGACAAGGCCUUCACAGAGCUGAUGUUGAAUAUGAUUUACUAACUGCAAUAUGAGAAUAAGAUAAAAGUCCUUGUUUCACUUGUGUAAUAACCUAUACCUCUAAACUCUAUAACUAUUUAAUAAGACAACAGGUUCUAUGUAACUACAGUGUUGCUACUACAGGUGUCAUAUUACUGUGUAGUUACAUAGGUAGAAGGUCAUGUUUCCUUUCUGUUUGUAGUCUGGUGAUGUUUUAUUUUAGUUGUUGCGUACUAACUAAUAUCUGACCUGUCUUUUGGCUGCAGUGUGGGGAGGAGUGGUGUCUGUUCCUCUAGCCAGUCAUCAGCAGUGACACCUGUCUCAGUGACCUCCCAGGGACCAGGAGGGGGACACAGAAUCGUACAGGGAGAGGCAGCAGGGGCCGCCGGGGCAGAGGAGCCCGUCUACAUGCACCCCAACAAAUCAUUCCGAUUAGGUAAUGCUUUCUGGGAAGGUGGAAGCAGACAUGUUGAUGACAGUUGAUGACAGUGUAGGUGCUGUGUCUGAACAUCUUCUUCUUCUUCUUCUUCUUCUUCUUCUUCUUCUUCUUCUUCUUCUUCUUCUUCUUCUUCUUCUUCUUCUUCUUCUUCUUCUUCUUCUUCUUCUUCUUCUUCUUCUUCUUCUUCUUCUUCUUCUUCUUCUUCUUCUUCUUCUUCUUCUUCUUCUUCUUCUUCUUCUUCUAGACAACGUGACAGAGCUUAGACCAAAGAGUGCGCUGGACAAAGAUACCAGGGAGUCCAUAUUCCUCCUCAGGUACGAUCAGUGUUCAACUCCAGUUGUUCUGAUCAUUUACUAAACAUUGUGUUGGAUCAACAGCUUGAGUAAGUCAAACUGGAAAAUACUAAUUUCAUAUAUAUAUAUAUAUAUAUAUUUUUUUUUUUCCUGAAUGUUUUUUAAAUCUCAAAAUGAAGCAUGUUUUAUGUGAUAUUUUUCAUCAAUCAGCUCUCGUCCAUCUCCAAGAAUGAGUUGCACUGCAAGAGAUACACCCAACAGGACACCAUUACCUCAAGUGAGUUCUUCUGUUAUCAAAGAGCCAAAGGAGAGCACUCCCAUACCUCUGCAACUUUCUCCACAAUUACAUUUUAAGUGUAAUCUUUCUGUGAGCUGUCUUUACUCAGAAACAUAGACUAUUACCAUGGCGUGCCUGUAGACUGCAGAAACUGGUAGUUGAGAAUUCAUUGUUUUCACAGGUUAUUCUCGGUUACAGUUGUUUGUUAACCUUUGGCGCCCUCUACAACAUUCUCAGUGAAGUGCCACUUUUCGCUUAUAAUUUUUUUCCAGAUGAAUUGACUGUAUACAUAAGGACAUUGGACAUUCUUAUGUAUUAUAAACUUCACUUUCAUUCAGCCGCUUUAGCCACUUUCAUUUAUGAGAUCUUUGGAAGUCUGGUGUUUGAAUGAUGUUCGAUUAUUGGGCUGUAGUAAUAAUUAUCACAUACUAUAAUUGUGCUCAUUUGUAAUGAUGACAUCACUCUGGUUGUUGUCAUCUUCAGGACAGUGUGGUGGUCAGUGGUCUGAAUGACAUCAGUUGCUGUAUAAAGGACCUGGUGUACAUUGACUCUGACCUGGCAGUCACACCUAUUAUGGACAACCCAAAGGUACCACAAACUACAUCAUGUACUGCUCUUAUUUCUCCUGUUUGUUUUCUAGUUUUCUUUCUAGAAAUACAUUGUUAUUAAUUAUUGCAUUGUUGGGUUUUGAGUUAGCAAGAAAGGCAUUCCACUGUACUUGUGCAUGUGACAUUAAAACUUGAAACUUGCUCUGUAUUUAAGCAAUAUGUAAAAAAAAAUAUAACAUGCUUUGUCUGAUGCCGAAUAGGCUGACAUUUUCAAUAGUUCCACAGCCCACUUCUACCCAUUUUUGUGUCAAGUGCUUAUCAGAGUCCAAAAUGUGUUACACGUCCUCACAGCAGUGUUCUAGAAUAUUGGAUCGUUGGCUUUCAUACUUUUCGAAUUCCCAGCAAUUUCUUCAACCGUCACCCAAUUUCAAAUGAAUAGGAGCCGCGUACGCGGAGCCGUGCUGAUUGGGAAUUUUGGGGAAGUGUGCGGUCACGCUGUGCGUCCUCCAUGGACGGUGGACUCGGAGCCAGAUAAAUAUGUCACAAUGGGACGCUGGACUAUCACGGGUCCUCGGCUUUGGACUCUGAAUUGCGCUUAAGAACAGAGGUUGGCAAUCCGCAACUCUUGUGCAUUCUAGUAACAAAGAUAUAUAUAUAUUUUUUUCAGAUUCUGAAGACUGCUCCAGUGCGAUAUGACUCAAAGACUUUGUGUGUCCGAGCAUACUCAGGUAAUAAAGAAGAACAAACAGGAAAGCUCUCGACUGCUGUGCUGCUGCUGAGUAACACUUGUACACACUCUGUAAUUGACAAGUGUGUAGCAGGUGUUAAUCCACACACACACACACAGGUUAGACAGACAGCUAAAGCUGGGUCUGCUGUGUGAUUUAUUGAGCACCUCUGCCCCCCCCCCUCUAUAGUGGAGAAGCUGUCAUGUCUGAGCCCUGAGGACUGGAGGGUGUUUCUACAGCAGCUGUGCUCUUCUCUGGAGACCCAGGCUGAUAAGACCACGGCGGCGGCCCGCUCCAAACUCAACCUCCUCUGCUAUCUGUGUACCAUAGCUGCCCACAAGGACACAGCUACCAGGCUCAUCAACUCUCAGCUGGUAAGGGAAGGGUCACUGCCUGACGGUCUGACCACAUGCCCAGCAUGCCUGCCAUUCCUCCCAGGGCUGCUGGUGGCCAGAGUUCUAACAAGACAUGGGCCCCUCUAGGCUAAUUUAAGUGUUCAGAGGAAAAUUCUUAGAAUCACUCCACAACCUCUGGCCUUGCUGAGGUUUCUCAAGUGUUCGAAAGAUAAAAGGCUGUGGCACUGUGAAGCCAUCAAAGGCUUCCUAUAUUUACCAUGUGACCCCGAGCUCCUCAGCAUGGCUACUAUACGUGUCUGCCUUUGUUGAUCAGCGGGAAGCUGAAACAGUAGUCAGCUAUGUGGGACCAGGAAGUUAACACUGUUAUUUCCUCAAGAUAAUAAGAAAAUGAACUUCCUAUUUCCUGUACUUUUUGUUACUGAGAUCCGCUCAGCUUAACAUGUUCAAUGACCCUAGUUAUGUAUGAGAGCACAAAGACCAGGAGGACGUCCCAAAUGACACCCUAUUCCCUACAUAGUGCACUUUUGAAUUGGGCCCAGUCAAAAGUAGUGCACUAUGUAGGGAAUAGGGUGCCAUUUGGGACACACAGAACUCUGUUGCCAAUAUCAUAAAGUUGCUUCCUCGUUACAGUGACGAGGUAUUAAGUUGUGACAUAUGGGACAUUAAUCUGGUCAAAUUUAAAGAUCAAAUCUCUUCAUUCGUUUUUAAUGAAAUGUCCAGACUGAGGAUUGAUUCAGGCGUAGUAAUUCCGUCUGACGGAGAGUCUUUUAUAGCUAUUAACCACUAGAUGGCAUUCCAGUUACAUCACUCACUCAGAUUGAACUGAAAAUGACAUCGCCACAAUCAUUAGACCUCAUUGUAUCUUUUAGUAUAUCAUUGUUUUGGGACUUAUUCGGACACUAUGGCCAGCCCUGACUGAGUUUAUAACAAUGAUGUAUUGGUAACAUGACUAAUUCAAUGCUGUACUACUGAAAGACGACUGAACUGACUGACAUACGUUGAAGUCGGAAAUGUACAUACACCUUCGCCAAAUACAUUUAAACUCAGUUUUUCACAAUUCCUGACAUUUAAUCCUAGUACAAAUUCCCUGUUUUAGGUCAGUUAGGAUCACCACUUUAUUUUAAGAAUGUGAAAUGUCAGAAUAAUAGUAGAGAGAAUGAUUUAUUUCAGCUUUUAUUUAUUUAAUCACAUUCCCAGUGGGUCAGAAGUUUACAUACACUCAAUUAGUAUUUGGUAGCAUUGCCUUUAAAUUGUUUAACUUGGGUCAAACGUUUCGGGUAGCCUUCCACAAGCUUCCCACAUUAAGUUGGGUGAAUUUUGGCCCAUUCCUCCUGACAGAGCUGGUGUAACUGAGUCAGGUUUGUAGGCCUCCUUGCUCACACAUGCUUUUUCAGUUCUGCCCACAAAUGUUCUAUAGGAUUGAGGUCAGGGCUUUGUGAUGGCCACUCCAAUACCUUGACUUUGUUGUCCUUAAGCCAUUUUGCCACAACUUUGGAAGUAUGCUUGGGGUCAUUGUCCAUUUGGAAGACCCAUUUGCGACCAAGCUUUAACUUCCUGACUGAUGUCUUGAGAUGUUGCUUCAAUAUAUCCACAUACUUUUCCUUCCUCAUGAUGCCAUCUAUUUUGUGAAGUGCACCAGUCCCUCCUGCAGCAAAGCACCCCCACAGCAUAAUGCUGCCACCCCCGUGCUUCACGGUUGGGAUGUUGUUCUUCAGCUUGCAAGCAACCCCCUUUUUCCUCCAAACAUAACGAUGGUCAUUAUGGCCGAACAGUUCUAUUUUUGUUUCAUCAGACCAGAGGACAUUUCUCCAAAAAGUAUGAUCUUUGUCCCCAUGUGCAGUUGCAAACCGUAGUCUGGCUUUUUUAUGGCGAUUUUGGAGCAGUGGCUUCUUCCUUGCUGAGUGGCCUUUCAGGUUAUGUCGAUAGAUACAAUACAAAUGCACCUCCGUACCUUCAGGCUCUGAUCAGUCCCUACACCCAAACGAGGGCAUUGCGUUCAUCCACCUCUGGCCUGCUGGCCCCCCUACCUCUGUGGAAGCACAGUUCCCGCUCAGCCCAGUCAAAACUGUUCGCUGCUCUGGCACCCCAAUGGUGGAACAAGCUCCCUCACGACGCCAGGACAGCGGAGUCACUCACCACCUUCCGGAGACACUUGAAACCCCACCUCUUUAAGGAAUACCUUGGAUAGGAUAAAGUAAUCCUUCUACCCCCCCCUUACCCCACCCCCCCCCCAAAAAAAAUAAAAAAUAUUGUAAAGUGGUUAUCCCACUGGCUAUAAGGUGAAUGCACCAAUUUGUAAGUCGCUCUGGAUAAGAGCGUCAGCUAAAUGACAUAAAUGUAAUAUAGGACUCGUUUUACUGUGGAUAUAGAUACUUUUGUACCUGUUUCCUCCAGCAUAUUCACAAGGUCCUUUGCUGUUGUUCUGGGAUUGAUUUGCACUUUUCGCACUAAAGUACGUUAAUCUCUAGGAGACAGAACGCGUCUCCUUCCUGAGCGGUAUGGCGGCUGCGUGGUCCCAUGAUGUUUAUACUUGCGUACUAUUGUUUGUACAGAUGAACGUGGUACCUUCAGGCGUUUGGUAAUUGCUCCCAAGGAUGAACCAGACUUGUGGAGGUCUACAAUUUUUUUUCUGAGGUCUUGGCUGAUUUAUUUUGAUUUUCCCAUGAUGUCAAGCAAAGAGGCACUGAGUUUGAAGGUAGGCCUUGAAAUACAUCCACAGGUACACCUCCAAUUGACUCAAAUGAUGUCAAUUAGCCUAUCAGAAGCUUCUAAAGCCAUGACAUCAUUUUCUGGAAUUUUCCAAGCUGUUUAAAGGCACAGUCAACUUCUGACCCACUGGAAUUGUGAUACAGUGAAUUAUAAGUGAAAUAAUCUGUCUGUAAACAAUUGUUGGAAAAAUUACUUGUGUCAUGCACAAAGUAGAUGUCCUAACCGACUUGCCAAAACAAUAGGUUGUUAACAAGAAAUUUGUGGAGUGGUUGAAAAACGAGUUUUAAUGACUCCAACCUAAGUGUAUGUAAACUUCCGACUUCAACUGUAUAUUACAGCGUUAACCAACUGCUGUUCUGUCCUCUCCCUUUGUAACAGUUCCCUGUGUUGACCCAGCAGCUGCGACUAGCACCCAACUGGGAUGUGUGAGUUCCUUUAGCUUCCACCUGUCCGACCCCAUACAUACAUACAAUCACUCUCUGCAUUCUCCAUGCGCCAAUGCAUGGAAAUAAUGUCUAGCAUGUACUGUAGCCUACUGCACUAGCGUUUACAAUGAUCUGGUGCCUGGUCUGGAUGUUCUGUAAAUCACUGUUAGAGUUAUAUCCAUCAUCAGGAUCAUUUAACGAGUUUUGACUUGAGGAUUCUAUUUUGUUUUUCAAUGAUUAAAUGAAUUAAGAACGGAUGUUGUACGGAUUAAAUAAAUAUAAUUACAGCAGCACUUCUUACUAAAUGGUGAUAAAAUGAUGUAGAAAAUAGUAGUAUUAUUUCUGUGGAUGAUUUCCAUGUAUUUAGACCAGUGUCCUGUGUGUCUAUUCCAGGAAGUCUAUAGCAUUAGUGGCCUAUUUCUAUGGAUGUUUUUGUAUUUCAGGUUAAAACAGUGUCAUGUAUUUAUGGUUAGACCUGUGUCCUGUGUGUGUGUGUGUGUGUGUGUGUGUGUGUGUGUGUAUUCCAGGAAGUCUAAGGUGAUGCGGGUUCUGGGGCUGCUGGCAUCCCAUUGCACUGAGCUCAGAGAGGAGACCCCUGUCACUGAGGUUAGUGGAACUGUCUGUCACACUGCUGACGCUGGCAUAAUCCAGCUGCACUGCACUGGGCCCCUUCACCCUAUUGUCACAGCACCUGUGCUUGUCCUCUGUGUAUCAAUGGUGGAUGUGUUCCAAAUGCAUAGGGCUAUGGCACUAUGUAGGGAAUAGGGUGCCAUUUGCGAUUUGGUCGGGUGUGUCACAUAUAACUAUCAAAGCCAUGAGCUCCUGAAUAGUUGAACAGACCUUUAACUGUUAGAACCAAAGCAGACCGUGUAAUAGUCGCAAUACAAACGCCUCUCAAUCUUUUACACAUGCACACAAUUCUAACUAUGUGAAAGACCCCUACAACAUCAACAACAACAGUCAAAUCUGUUGAAUUAAAAUCCCCUAAAUCUGUUACUAAUCGCAGCAGAGCCAUAGAAGUCUAGUCUCUAUGCGGCUUUAUGAUCAUCCAAUGGGAGCGGUAGUGAGAGGAAGUACCAGGGUGAAUCACCAGAUGCCACUGUAACCCAGCGGUAGGUAGAGCUCUAAACAAGCGCUACCAACCGACCUGCCCAAACAUGCUUAUAGAGCCGUUAACAAACCGUCAAAGGCAUUGCGGUUAAUCAUUAAAAAAAACAGGAUUCUAUUUGAUGUGAAAUCUGGCGCCUCCACCCUUGAUCCACGUCUUACAUGGGGUUUUCCAUGAUUUUCUGUGGUGGUUUAUAGGUUUAAAGCUCAUAGAGGUAGAGAGAUAGAAGGAGGGGUAUACGAGCGAUAUACAAAAUGGCCGCCGUUAGUCGGCACACCAGAGAAUGGCGCAGCAACUUUUUAUUUUCUCCACAGUCUUCUUUUCUAAAGAUGGCUGAGGAUUUGAUUUGUCGCCCCGCCCCCCACCACCCAUCUGGGCACAGCUUGCUCAGAUUCCCAGAGUGACAGAUCCCAGAGACUUUUAUCAUUGUGCUCUCUACAGGGGUUCUGUGUCUGAUGGUCAGCCGCAGUCAUGGCGAUUUCUGCGUCAGGGCAGGGCUAUUGUUCCCGCCACCACCAUAUGUCUGCCACACUGUGGAUCUCAGUGGUCGUCCGUGAUCCCAGUUAAAGUUUCCACUGUGAGACGAGAUGGGUUUUCUCUCUCUUGGUCCGGGCUUCUGUUGCUCCAAUUGUCUUUUGAAAGGAGUUCUCACAAUGAGAAUCACAAGUUACAAUGCCGCAUAGUUCAAUGUUUAUUGUCAGCGUUGAAUUUGGUGCCUCGGUACGCUCAAUAGGCUACAUAACAGAAUCAGACGUCAAUUUGGCCCUACAUUAUCUUUACAAACCUACAUUUCUCACAGUCCUUUAAAACAGUGAGCGGCAAUGACUGCAGGUGCUAUUUUUCAGGCAUACUGUAGGCUUAGUUAGGACAGGAAGAGAGGAAUUAGUUCAGUAUUAUCCUCUUUCCUCUGCCUGUCUCUAUGGAUACUCCAACAUCAUUCUAAUGAAGUGUUAUCUUCCCUGGCAGAGGCAGUACUUUCCUGUGCCACAAACCACCAAACCUCAAUUCAGACAUUUUCUCUCUCUCAUGGCAGCGCGUCAAUAGUGUUGCACACACUGUCUGCUGUUUCCACCCAGCGUCCCUUAGAAACUGGCCUAGUGUGCCGUGCCGGCCGUCCCUGCAGACUGCCUCCUGCCUCCCUCCCUCCUCUCAUUGUGGGAGAAUUAGCCCGUUCCACUUCCUCAGACGGGGCUUGGAGGCUAGUUCUCCCUCCUCACUACUGGAAAAGGAACAGAGUGCUGGGGCCAAUGAACACUGCUGUUGAUUCGAUUCAGUUUGGUUUCUUGUGUCUUUUGCCAAACUGUGAUUGUGUAAAGAUUGUUAUUUUAGGGAAUUUUAGGUUUGUUAAAUUUAGUUUGUUUAUCCAUUACUCCAAAAACAUUUGAAUCAUUUGGUAUCCAUGUAUUCAUCAUCAAAAACACAUCCAUAAUGGCUUGAGUCAAUUAUUGCUCGCUGGCCAAGCAAUCAGUCUCAAGUCCUGAUAACUAUAGGCAGAGGCCAUUGGUAAUCUAUGGGACUGACCAUAGGCUCAUGAAACGCCUGAGGUCAGGUCUGUCGCAGCCCGUCAGCCCUACAUCAAACGCAUGUCUUCUUCUGGACAACCGCGGGAUAUUGAUCGACCACACUAUAGCACAGCAGGUCACCUUUAGUCAAUCACUGUUUGUUAUUAGCUAGCUCCCUCCAUCAAUAAGACAUCAGGACAUGUCUGUCUGUCUGUUUGUCUGUCCUACCUGCCCCCCUGUUUGUAAUCGGUGAAUGAAUAGGCUCAAGCCACUACAUGCCACAAUAUAUUCAUUAGGCUAAAUCACAUACCAGGGACAUUUAAUUGAUUCAAUUGAUCAGUUGCAUUAAUGUGAUGUUUAAAUCAAAUGUUAAAAUCUAAACUAACAAAGCAGUAGCAUUGUUAUUUGUCAAUCAUUAAAAAAUGUAGUAUUUUCAUGUGACUUUGGCCCAUUGCUCUUGGUGUGAUUGUUUGUCUUCAUGCCUGCUGAGUUGCUUUUGUAUGUGGAUCUCUGUCUCCAGUACGAGUCCAGUCUCAUGUGUUGUUCUGAACCACGGAUCUCUGUCUCCAGUACGAGUCCAGUCUCAUGUGUUGUUCUGAACCACAGAUCUCUGUCUCCAGUACGAGUCCAGUCUCAUGUGUUGUUCUGAACCACGGAUCUCUGUCUCCAGUACGAGUCCAGUCUCAUGUGUUGUUCUGAAUCACGGAUCUCUGUCUCCAGUACGAGUCCAGUCUCAUGUGUUGUUCUGAACCACGGAUCUCUGUCUCCAGUACGAGUCCAGUCUCAUGUGUUGUUCUGAACCACAGAUCUCUGUCUCCAGUACGAGUCCAGUCUCAUGUGUUGUUCUGAACCACGGAUCUCUGUCUCCAGUACGAGUCCAGUCUCAUGUGUUGUUCUGAAUCACGGAUCUCUGUCUCCAGUACGAGUCCAGUCUCAUGUGUUGUUCUGAACCACGGAUCUGUCUCCAGUACGAGUCCAGUCUCAUGUGUUGUUCUGAACCACGGAUCUCUGUCUCCAGUACGAGUCCAGUCUCAUGUGUUGUUCUGAACCACGGAUCUCUGUCUCCAGUACGAGUCCAGUCUCAUGUGUUGUUCUGAACCACGGAUCUCUGUCUCCAGUACGAGUCCAGUCUCAUGUGUUGUUCUGAACCACGGCUGAGACGUGAUGAUAGUGAUGAUGAGUAACAAAACUGGUCUCUCUGUCUCUCACUCUGUCUCUCACUCUGUCUCUCACUCUGUCUCUCACUCUGUCUCGCUCACUCCCCAAGCCUCGCAGGGAUGCUUAAUGUUGCGUGGCCUUAAACCGCCUGCAGCCUCAGUAGUUUAAAGCUCUGCCUUAUGGGUUGGAGUGAUGGAGGAGGGGGGUAGUUGCGGAUUGUACAGGAGCGAUAAUGAUGCGUUUGGAGGAAGUAGCCGUGUGUUGCGGCUCCAACUUAGCCUGUUUGUUUUCUUGAACAGUGAAUCGUCAGUCAGUUGCAGGACAUCUCUCCUGCCAAAGCCGCGUUUUUCUCUCGCAUCAAACGUGAGCCAAACAUCUGUUCCCUGCAAAGUCACCAUUUAUGUCCUUUACCAGCCAGCACCAGGCAGCCUCGCACUGAGUGUGCUGCCUAUUUGCAUAGCACCCUGCUGGGAGCGCUGCCGCAGUAAGCCCAUCACAUCCUCCCCACUUCUGAAGAGGACGAGACUAGGAAAAUGCUAAUUCCACGAAGUUAGGGUGUGGGUUUGCAUAUAUGUGAAUUUAUGUGUGUGUCUUUGUUAGGGAAGGGUUAUUAUGUGGAUCCUUCCAAUAACACCAUAAUGACAUGUUUUAUAUGGAGUCUCAUCAGCCUUCCUCCUCCCUCCCACCUCAGUCCUCUAUCCAGUUAAUUCUAGCUCCAUACCCUUUAUAGUGUUAUAAUGUAGCUCCAUACCCUUUAUAGUGUUAUAAUGUAGCUCCAUACCCUUUAUAGUGUUAUAAUGUAGCUCUAUACCCUUUAUAUUGUUAUAAUGGAGCUCCAUAUCCUUUAUAGUGUUAUAAUGUAGCUCCAUACCCUUUAUAGUGUUAUAAUGUAGCUCCAUAACCUUAAUAGUGUUAUAAUGUAGCUCCAUACCCUUUAUAGUGUUAUAAUGUAGCUCCAUACCCUUUAUAGUGUUAUAAUGUAGCUCCAUACCUUAAUAGUGUUAUAAUGUAGCUCCAUACCCUUUAAUAGUGUUAUAAUGUAGCUCCAUACCCUUUAUAGUGUUAUAAUGUAGCUCCAUACCCUUAAUAGUGUUAUAAUGUAGCUCCAUACCCUUAUAGUGUUAUAAUGUAGCUCCAUACCCUUUAUAGUGUUAUAAUGUAGCUCCAUACCCUUUAUAGUGUUAUAAUGUAGCUCCAUACCCUUAAUAGUGUUAUAAUGUAGCUCCAUACCCUUUAUAAUGUUAUAAUGUAGCUCCAUACCAUUUAUAGUGUUAUAAUGUAGCUCCAUACCCUUUAUAGUGUUAUAAUGUAGCUCCAUACCCUUUAUAGUGUUAUAACAUUUACAUUUACAUUUACAUUUUGGUCAUUUAGCAGACGCUCUUAUCCAGAGCGACUUACAGUUAGUGAAUACAUAUAUUUUUUAUACUGGCCCCCCGUGGGAAUCGAACCCACAACCCUGGCGUUGCAAACGCCAUGCUCUAUCAACUGAGCUACAUCCCUGCCGGCCAUUCCCUCCCCUACCCUGGACGACGCUGGGCCAAUUGUGCGCCGCCCAUGAGUCUCCCGGUCGCGGCCGGCUGCGACAGAGCCUGGAUUCGAACCAGGAUCUCUAGUGGCACAGUUAGCACUGCGAUGCAGUGCCUUAGACCACUGCGCCACUCACUAUAGUGUUAUAAUGUAGCUCCAUACCCGUAAUAGUGUUAUAAUGUAGCUCCAUACCCUUUAUAGUGUUAUAAUGUAGCUCCAUUCCCUUAAUAGUGUUAUAAUGUAGCUCCAUACCCUUUAUAGUGUUAUAAUGUAGCUCCAUACCCUUUAUAGUGUUAUAAUGUAGCUCCAUACCCUUUAUAGUGUUAUAAUGUAGCUCUAUACCCUUUAUAUUGUUAUAAUGUAGCUCCAUACCCUUUAUAGUGUUAUAAUGUAGCUCCAUACCCUUUAUAGUGUUAUAAUGUAGCUCCAUACCCUUAAUAGUGUUAUAAUGUAGCUCCAUACCCUUUAUAGUGUUAUAAUGUAGCUCCAUACCCUUUAUAGUGUUAUAAUGUAGCUCCAUACCCUUUAUAGUGUUAUAAUGUAGCUCCAUACCCUUUAUAGUGUUAUAAUGUAGCUCCAUACCCUUUAUAGUGUUAUAAUGUAGCUCCAUACCCUUUAUAGUGUUAUAAUGUAGCUCCAUACCCUUUAUAGUGUUAUAAGUGUAGCUCCAUACCCCUUUAUAGUGUUAUAAUGUAGCUCCAUACCCUUUAUAGUGUUAUAACAUUUACAUUUACAUUUACAUUUUGGUCAUUUAGCAGACGCUCUUAUCCAGAGCGACUUACAGUUAGUGAAUACAUAUUAUUUUUAUACUGGCCCCCCGUGGGAAUCGAACCCACAACCCUGGCGUUGCAAAACGCCAUGCUUCUAUCAACUGAGCUACAUCCCUGCCGCCAUUCCCUCCCCUACCCUGGACGACGCUGGGCCAAUUGUGCGCCGCCAUGAGUCUCCCGUCGCGGCCGGCUGCGACAGAGCCUGGAUUCGAACCAGGAUCUCUAGUGGCACAGUUAGCACUGCGAUGCAGUGCCUUAGACCACUGCGCCACUCAUUAUAUGUUAUAAUGUAGCUCCCAUACCCGUAAUAGUGUAUAAUGUAGCUCCCUACCCUUAUCAUGUAAGCUCCAUACCCUUACGUGGUUAUAAUGUAGCUCCAUACCCUUAUAGUGUUUAUAAAUUUGUAGCUCCAUACCCUUUAUAGUGUUAUAAUGUAGCUCCCAUACCAUUUAUAGUGUUCAAUGUAGCCUCCAUCCCUUUAUAUGUUAUAAUGUACUCCAUACCCUUUAUAGUGUUAUAAUGUUAUCUCCAUACCCUUUAUAGUGUUAAAUGAAGCUCCAUACCCUUUAUCGUGUUAUAAUGUAGCUCCAUACCCUUUAAGUGUUAUAAUGUAGCUCCAUACCCUUAUAGUGUUAUAAUGAGCUCCAUACCCGUAAUAUGUUAUAAUGUACUCCAUACCCUUAAUAGUGGUAAUAAUGUAGCUUCAUACCCUUUAAUAGUGUUAUAAUGGUAGCUCCAUCCCUUAUAGUGUUAUAAUGUACUCCAUACCCGGUAUAGUGUUUAAUGUAGCCCAUACCCUUUAUAGUGUUAUAAUGUAGGAUCCAUACCCUUAAUGUGUUAUAAUUAUCUUCCAUACCCUUUAUAGUGUUUUAUAAUGUAGCUCCAUACCCUUAAUAGUGUUAUAAGGUGUCUACCAUACCCGUAAUAGUGUAUAAUGUAGCUCCAUACCUUAAUAGGUUGUAUAAAUGUAGCUCCAUUACCCUUUAUAGUUUAUAAGGGUAGCUCCAUACCUUUAUAGUGUUAUAAUGUAGCCUCCAUACCCUUAAUAGGUUAUCAUGUACUUCAUACCCCUUUAUACGUGUUAUAAUUUUAGGCUCCAUACCCUUUAUAGUUGUUAUCAAAAACCACUGUAGCUCCAUACCCUUUAUAGUGUUAGAGGUAGCCAUACCCUUUAUCGUGUUAUACUGUAGCUCCAGCCCCUUUAUAGGGUUAAUAUGUAGCUCCAUACCCUUUAUAGUGUUUGUUAUAAUGUAGCUCCCUACCCUUUAUAGUGUUAAGUAAAGCUCCUACUCUUCAACCGAACGCUGCGUGCCCAGCCCCACCCCCCCACCAUAGAAUCACUACUUUCGGCGGGUCUGACCUAGAGUAUGUGGACAACUACAAAUACCUAGGUGUCUGGUUAGACUGUGAACUCUCCUUCCAGACUCACAUUAAGCAUCUCCAAUCAAAAGUUAGAUCUAGAAUCGGCUUCCUAUUUCGCAAACAAAGCCUCCUUCACUCAUGCUGCCAAACAUGCCCUCGUAAAACUGACUAUCCUACCGAUCUUUGACUUCGGCGAUGUCAUUUACAAAAUAGCCUCCAACACUCUACUCAGCAAAUUGGAUGUAGUCUAUCACAGUGCCAUCCGUUUUGUCACCAAAGCCCCAUAUACUACCCACCAUUGUGACCUGUAUGCUCGUGUUGGCUGGCCCUCACUACAUAUUCGUCGCCAAACCCACUGGCUCCAGGUCAUCUAUAAAUCACUGCUAGGCAAAUCCCCGUCUUAUCUUAGCUCACUGGUCACCAUAGCAACACCCACCCGUAGUCUGCGCUCCAGCAGGUAUAUCUCACUGGUCAUUCCCAAAGCCAACACCUCCUUUGGCCGCCAUUCCUUCCAGUUCUCUGCUGCCAAUGACUGGAACGAACUGCAAAAAUCUCUGAAGCUGGAGACUCUUAUCUCCCUCACUAACGUUAAGCAUCAGUUGUCAGAGCACCUUACCGAUCACUGCACCUGUACACAGCCAUUCUUAAAUUAGCCCACCCAACUACCUCAUCCCCAUAUUGUUAUUUAUUUUGCUAAUUUGCACCCCAGUAUCUCUAUUUGCACAUCAUCUUUUGCACAUCUAUCAUUCCAGUGUUAAUACGAAAUUGUAACUAUUUUGCACUAUGGCCUAUUUAUUGCCUUAGCUCCAUAACUUACAACAUUUGCACACACUGUAUAUAUAUAUUUUCUGUUGUAUUUUUGACUUUAUGUUUUGUUUACCCCAUAUGUAACUCUGUGUUGUUGUUUUUAUCGCACUGCUUUGCUUUAUCUUGGCCAGGUCGCAGUUGUAAAUGAGAACUUGUUCUCAACUGGCUUACCUGGUUAAAUAAAGUUUAAAUAAAUAGAAAAUAAAAUACAAAUAGUGUUAUAAUGUAGCUCUAUACCCUUUAUAGUGUUAUAAUGUAGCUCCAUACCCUUUAUAGUGUUAUAAUGUAGCUCUAUACCCUUUAUAGUGUUAUAAUGUAGCUCCAUACCCUUAAUAGUGUUAUAAUGUAGCUCCAUACCCUUAAUAGUGUUAUAAUGUAGCUCCAUACCCUUUAUAGUGUUAUAUGUAGCUCCAUACCCGUAAUAGUGUAUAAUGUAGCUCUAUACCCUUAAUAGUGGUUAUAAUGUAGCUCCAUACCCUUUAUAGUGUUAUAAUGUAGCUCUAUAACCCUUUAAUAGUGUUUAUAAUGUAGCUCCAUACCCUUUAUAGUGUUAUAAUGUAGCUCCAUACCCUUAUAGUGUUAUAAUGUAGCUCCAUACCCUUUAUAGUGUUAUAAUGUAGCUCCAUACCCUUUAUAGUGGUUAUAAUGUUAGCUCCAUACCCCUUAAUAGUGUUAUAAUGUAGCUCUAUACCCUUUAUAGUGUUAUAAUGUAGGCUCCAUACCCUUUAUAGUGUUAUAAUGUAGCUCCUAUACCCUUUAUAGUGGUUAUAAUGUAGCUCCAUACCCUUAAUAAUGUUAUAAUGUAGCUCUAUACCCUUUAUAGUGUUAUAAUGUAGCUCCAUACCCGUUCAUAUAGUGUUAUACUGUAGCUCCAUACCCUUUUAAGUGUUAUAAUGUAGCUCCUAUACCCUUUAUAGUGUUAUAAUGUAGCUAUACCCUUUAUAGUGGUUAUAAAUGUAGCUCCAUACCCUUAAUAGUGUUAUAAUGUAGCUCCAUACCCUUUAUAGUGUUAUAAUGUAGCUCCAUACCCUUUAUAGUGUUAUAAUGUAGCUCCAUACCCUUUAUAGUGUUAUAAUGUAGCUCCAUACCCUUAAUAGUGUUAUAAUGUAGCUCCAUACCCUUUAUAGUGUUAUAAUGUUGGCUUCAUGGGCUUUAAAUCUGUCAGGUCUACAGGCCUCAUAGUUUAUUAAUGUACACCGUUUGAUGCAGUCUGGUGGUCACUCAUUAACAAUAUAGGCCUUAGUGCUGAAGUAGAAAAAUAACAGGAUGUAAUGGGGAAAAAUAAAACUUCUGCUAUAGCACAGUAUUCUACUCUGUGUCUGUACACUGUUGCGUAUCCAGUCUUGAUAGGGUACAUUAUUCAAUAUAAAGCGUUGUGAAGGGUAGGAGUGCUGUCACAACUGUGAGUGACUGACUGAUACUAGUGCAUUCUCCAGGCUGUUGUCAUGUUCACGGAGCUGAUCAGGGAGAACUUCAGGAACAGCAAACUGAAGCAGUGCCUGCUGCCACCACUGGGGGAGCUGCUCUACCUCAUCGCAACACAGGUGAUGAUAUACUCCAAAUCAGUGCUCUUUCAACCCUAUGCAUACUACUGUCUUAAUGAAAUGAGUGUGUGAAAUGAAUGCCAAUUUUGGGUACAAUGAAUGAGACCUAAUAACUUCUAUUCAAUCAAUCAAUCAAAUGUAUUUUAUAAAGCCCUUUUUAUAUUAGCAGUUGUCACAAAGUGACUAAUAAGUCUGUUGGCGUAGGCCUUUAUGAUGAUAUUCUGAUACUGUCGAUAAUCUACCACAAAGAUACCUGCUUAAACAACUACUGUAUUUAAGCACUCUCAGUAAUAUCAGCACUUAAAGCACUUAAAGAUGUUUGUCUGUCUGUAUUUGGUUUUUGUGUUUGAUGUUUGUGCAAGGGUUUGAAAACACUAAAUGACCUAUCGCUCUACAUCAAAUUAAAUUUUGUCACAUGCGCCGAAUACAGCAGGUGUAGACCUUACAGUGAAAUGCUUACUUACAAGCCCUUAACCAACAAAGCAGUUUUAAGAAAAAUAAGUGUAAAGUAAAAAAUAGAUCAGUAAUGGUUUGCCACUAGUUUAUUGUUCCAUUGAAAAGCUAUGCAAAAGAGCUGUUUUAACUUUCACCCUGUCCUUUUGACUGUAAGCUGUCUUGAUCUCCCGCUGCACCUGAAAGCCAUGUAGACACACAUGAAGGUUCCUGCUGGUGUGAUAUUAUCUUUAGUUUCAGGGUAAUUCCUCUCUGAGCUGUCCAGUUUGUCAGGGUCACUCAGUGCAGCACACACACAAUGGCUAUUGACUUUAUUGGCUGAUUAACCAAUAGAGGUAAGGGGUUUCAAAGUGCCCUUUAUUCACUAUUGGCUAUUUGAUUUUCUCCACAAAGUGUUUUACUGUAUGGGAAUGUGCUUUCAAGGCUUAAUUCGGGUAGGUUAGUUCUAGUUUAAUAAAAAUACCUGUGAAGAGUAAUUGCGUGUUAUGGAUCCACACCAUAUUGGUACACCCGACAAUUAUCUUUCUCCUAUUUUAUGUUGAGAAUCUUAUGAAUUCAUACACCAUAUCCACAGAAUAAUAGAGAUGCCUCUAAAUCAUUUCAGUAUUCUGAGAAGCGAGUGACAUUUCGAGGCCCUUUCAGAUUAUUAUUACUGCAUGAUGGACAAAAUGGGGAAAAAAUCUGUAUGAGGAUUGAUGUACUGUAGGUAUACUUUAUUACAUAGCAAAAUAGAAAGCAAAAACACAGAAAAAUGAAUAGAUGGCAUAAAAGCAGACCUUAGGUAAAAGCAAGCCUUGUGGUUAAUGGGCUCUCUGAACACUACAGAUGUAGGAUCUUAAUUUGAGACAGUUUGCUACAGCAGGAAAAUAAUCCUGCAGCAACAACAUUUUUGUAGGGGUUGAUACAUUUUUCGUUAGGGCAAAUCAAGUCUGAAAUUUCAAAGUGGAAAUUACAAACUUUUGAAGCCUUUUUAAAAUUUGAAUACACUACAAGUUUGCAUAGAAAAUUCUCAGCAACAAAAGAGUGAUCAAAUUAAGAUCCUACAUCUGCAUGCAGGGCAGUGUAUGAUCAAAGGCCUCAUUAACAGGGAUGUAGUGAUGAAAGUGUGAGCACCAGUGGAGAUGUCGGGAGGAGAAUAGCGUAAAUGAUAGCUAACGCAAAACAAAUUCACAUGUAGUGUAAUAGGUGCAUAAAGAUUAUUCUGAAAAUAUAACAGGUGUGUAAACAGUGUUUCCAUUUGGUUUUGGUCCACUACAUCACUCAUCAUAAACCCACUGUUUACUGUCAAUAUGUUCACAUAUCCCCAGUUUACAAUGACAUUAUAACACACAUUACCUCACCAGUACCAAAGGAAUUUCCAAAGUUCCAAAUUUGGUAGCUAGCUAGAGCAUUUGUGAACGUUGUUUCGGGCUUAUUUAUUUAGCCUAAUUACGCUAGCUGCUGCUGCUUUGUUUUGCCCUAAUUGUUCCCCCAAUGAGCCACUACAGGAGUCCUCUCUGUCUCCACUACAGACCUUCCCUUCUCUUCCCUUCUCUUCCCUUCUCUUCCCUUCUCUUCCCUUCUCUUCCCUCUCUCUCCCCGCAGGAGGAGAAGAAAGAGUACCCAGGAGAGCUGUGGGUCGUUCCUGCUGCCGCCUACACGGUGUUAAUGAGGUGCCUUCGGGAAGGGGUAAGUCUGCUGCACCUGCCUCAGCAAGGGGGAGGGAAG
Coregonus sp. 'balchen' is the source of this 22668-nucleotide messenger RNA. NCBI's taxonomy places the organism in Eukaryota, Metazoa, Chordata, Actinopteri, Salmoniformes, Salmonidae. The record is from the annotation of a GenBank genome assembly.